UUAAGACACUCACUCAACCAGUUCACAUCCACAUGCAAAGGGCUGCCAUUUGUACGACUGCCUCAGAACCACAACCAGAAUUUCCAUGCAUCCUGAGCUCCCAGCGCCGGAUUCAGAUUCUCCCCCUUCAUUCGACCGAAUCGCAUCUCGCGCCUGUCACCACCGCAUAUCCCCGGAUACCAUGACGUCCAGAGACCCAAUCCGUGUACCACCCACAACACAGACACAGACACAGACACGCAUCCGCAGUAACCGAGAGCUAGAACUCAUCGCAAGCGAGAUGAUCCACUCUGCACUCGCGCGGGAGGCCGAACGCCGUCAAAUCCCGCUGGAGGCCUUCCCGAUGCCUCCCCGCGCGACCCAACAUCUCCAGCACCAGCCCGCUUCCCCAUAUCAAUCUCAAAAUCAAAUCCCUGCGGUGUAUCACCAGAUCCCGAGGCCGCUGGUGGCUCAGAGAUGGGCGGCUGCUCAGCAGGUCCGGUCCCAGCCGUCGCGUGUAUCGGCACCUGCCCCAGCGCCAGCGCCAGCGCCAGCACCACCACCAGCCCGAGCACCCGCACCAGUAGUCGUCUCCGCUAAUCCUUUAGGAAAAGGGAAAGUAACCCAGCGGCCCGUGGAGGGGGAGUGUCCGAUUUGCUUGUUUACGUUUUCAGAAAAGCCAGAGUAUACCUACCAGGCAAGCGAGCAUCACAGGCAAUACUGGUAUGAAUUCAAUGAGUCUGAUGAGGGGAGAUGGAGCCCUACAGCACGAUAUAUCGAUGAGGACGAGGAUGAUGAUCAUGAGGAUCAUGAGGAUGAUGAUGACGACGACGACGACGACGACGGCGAAGAAGAAGACGAGGAUGAUGAUGACGACGAUAUAGAUGGGCGAGACUAUUAUGCUAAAAACGGGGUGGUGUGGUGUAAGGCUUCCUGUGGAGUGAAUUUCCACGCUGCAUGCAUGAAUCGGUGGAUAGCGAAGUUUCCCGAUGAAGCAGAGGUUACUUGUCCUUUGUGUCGGCGGAAUUGGAAAUUCUAGCAGGU
Messenger RNA from Aspergillus ochraceoroseus IBT 24754, 1023 nucleotides. RefSeq lists its product as uncharacterized. The transcript has a single exon. Gene Ontology annotation, biological process: anaphase-promoting complex-dependent catabolic process. Gene Ontology annotation, molecular function: cullin family protein binding; ubiquitin protein ligase activity; zinc ion binding. Gene Ontology annotation, cellular component: anaphase-promoting complex. Lineage: Eukaryota; Fungi; Ascomycota; Eurotiomycetes; Eurotiales; Aspergillaceae. The record is from RefSeq and is a predicted model, not a curated record. The coding region runs from base 86 to 1018 and encodes 310 amino acids.